This is a messenger RNA of Juglans regia (Persian walnut), 1218 nucleotides long. Its product is annotated as protein LATERAL ORGAN BOUNDARIES-like. NCBI's taxonomy places the organism in Eukaryota, Viridiplantae, Streptophyta, Magnoliopsida, Fagales, Juglandaceae. The record is from RefSeq and is a predicted model, not a curated record. The transcript is spliced from 2 exons. The coding region runs from base 296 to 859 and encodes 187 amino acids.
CUCCAUCCACUAAAUACCCUUUGCCUUGCUAGCUCCUCCCACCAUUACCAGUAUUUGUCACUGAAUUUGUAGCUCUCCCUCUCUCUCUCUCUCUCUCUCUCUGCCUCCCUCCAACUAGGGUUUCUCCAUUGAUGGCUCACCAAACAGAACUUUAAUGUUCACAUCAUUCCUUUGCUAAGGCUACUUUAUCUUGGAAGGACAGUACUGAACAGCUUUUGAAAUAGCUCUUGCAAGGGAAAAGGUACUUCCCUUUUUUAUUCAUUUGAUCAAGAAACCUAGAUCACAAACAGUGAAAAUGGCUUCAUCCAGCUCCUACAAUUGUCCCUGUGCUGCCUGCAAGUUCUUGAGGAGAAAAUGCAUGCCAGGUUGCAUCUUUGCACCUUACUUCCCACCAGAGGAGCCCCAAAAAUUCGCCAAUGUUCACAAGAUCUUUGGUGCAAGCAAUGUGACUAAGCUCCUCAAUGAGCUUCUUCCUCACCAGAGAGAGGAUGCAGUUAACUCUCUCGCCUAUGAGGCUGAGUCAAGAGUAAGAGACCCCGUUUAUGGCUGUGUUGGUGCCAUAUCAUUCCUUCAGAGACAAGUUCAAAGGCUCCAGAAGGAACUUGAUGCAGCCAAUGCUGACCUGAUACGCUAUGCUUGCAAUGAAAUUCCCCCGGCUUUGCCUCCACAUCCGGGGCUAAAUCCAGUUCAAUCAAUGGCUCCAGCUCGCUCAAGACCGAUUGAGCUUAUUAGAAGAGUUGACAAUCAAGCAGGAGGGUUUAAUUAUCAACAACCUCUAGCUUUCCCUCUACCUUACCCUUUUCCAUGGAAUGAAAAUCCUUCAGGGAAUACAGACGAAGGAGGCCAGGAUGGUAUGUGAAAGUGAAACAAGGGCUUCCACUCUUUGGGGCAUCAUGACCUGAAGAAAAAUAUUGCUUGCUAUUGGUAUGGUAUAUUAUAGCUAGCUGCACAUGAUGGAGUAGUACUCUAGCUUGUAGCUAGAUCUCAAAGUUCUAAUAUUUCUUAAUUAGUAAUAAUUAAUUAUAAUUUGGUGGGUUUAAGCAGAAGUAGUAGUACUACUACUGCAUAAUAAUUCUGUUAAAACCAAGAAAAAACACUGGAGCUGUAUUUUAUCAGUGUGGAACUUGGGACCUAAAUAAGGCUGUAGAACAUAGAGUACAGCAAGGCUAUUAUUUUACAUCUCUUCUUGUGUCAUUAGUGUACUGAGUCUCUCAAGGC